AUGGAGCAGAAAGGAGAUAAGGUGUACAGAGAGUCAUUUACUUGUUCAAUCUGCCUGGAUCUACUGAAGGACUCUGUGACUAUUCCUUGUGGACAUACCUACUGUAUGAACUGUAUUAAAACCCACUGGGAUGAAGAGGAUCAGAGGAAGAUCUACAGCUGCCCUCAGUGCAGACAGACCUUCACACUGAGGCCUGUCCUGGUGAAAAACAUCAUGUUAGCAGCUUUAGUGGAGCAGCUGAAGAAGACUGGACUCCAAUCUGCUGCUGCUGAUCACUGCUAUGCUGGACUUGAAGAUGUGGCCUGUGAUGUCUGCACUGGGAGGAAGAGGAAAGCCUUCAAGUCCUGUCUGACUUGUCUGGCUUCUUACUGUGAGAAUCACCUCCAGCAUCAUUAUGAUGCACCUCCAUUGAAGAAACACAAGCUGGUUGAGCCCUCCAAGAAGCUCCAGGAGAACAUCUGCUCUCGUCAUGAUGAGGUGAUGAAGAUGUUCUGUCGUACUGAUCAGCAGAGUAUCUGUUAUCUGUGCUCUGUGGAUGAACAUAAAGGCCACGACACAGUCUCAGUUGCAGCAGAAAGGACUGAGAGGCAGAGAGAGCUUGAGGUGAGUCGACUAAACAUCCAGCAGAGAAUCCAGGACAGAGAGAAAGAUGUGGAGCUGCUUCAGCAGGAGGUGAAGACAAUCAGUAACUCUGCUGAAAAAGUAGUGGAGGACAAUGAGAAGAUCUUCACUGAGCUGAUCCGUCUCAUCCAGAGAAGAAGCUCUUUUGUGAAUCUGCAGAUUAGAUCCCAGCAGGAAACUGAAGUGAGUCGAGUCAAAGAGUUUCAGGAGAAGCUGCAGCAGGAGAUCACUGAGCUGAAGAGGAAGGACGCUGAACUGAAGCAGCUCUCACACACAGAGGAUCACAACCAGUUUCUACACAACUACCCCUCAGUGUCAGAACCUACAGACUCAUCCAGCAUCAAUAUCCGCCCUCUGAGCUACUUUGAGGAUGUGACAGCAGCUGUGUCAGAGCUCAGAGAUAAACUACAGGACAUCCUGAAGGAGGAAUGGACAAACAUCUCACUGACAGAGACAGAAGUGGACGUUUUACUGUCAGAACCAGAGCCAAAGACCAGAGCUGACUUCUUAAGAUAUUCAUGUGAAAUCACUCUGGAUCCAAACACAGCAAACCCAUGGCUGUUAUUAUCUGAGGCGAACAGAGAAGCAGAAGUAAUGCAUGAACCACAGUCUUAUCCUAGUCACACAGACAGAUUCACUCAUUGGGUUCAGGUCCUGAGCAAAGAGAGUCUGCUUGGACGUUGUUACUGGGAGGUGGAGUGGAGUGGGGAAAGAGUUGAUAUAGCAGUCGCAUACAAGAAUAUCAUGAGAGCAGGAAACUCAAAUAAAUGUAGAUUUGGAUUUAAUAACAAAUCUUGUUCUUUUAAAUGUCACAGUAGCGGUUAUGAAUUUUGGUCGAAGAGAAAACUUUCUCCCGUCUCAGGUCCUGUUUCCUCCAGAGUCGGAGUGUACCUGGAUCACAGCGCAGGUAUUCUGUCCUUCUACAGCGUCUCUGAAAUCAUGACUCUCCUCCACAGAGUCCAGACCACAUUCACUCAGCCUCUCUAUGCUGGAAUUCAUUUUUAUACACCUGGAGCCAAAGCUGAGUUCUGUAAACUCAAAUAG
Molecule: messenger RNA, 1665 nt
Organism: Scomber japonicus (chub mackerel)
Lineage: Eukaryota; Metazoa; Chordata; Actinopteri; Scombriformes; Scombridae
Product: tripartite motif-containing protein 16-like
Exons: 1
Coding region: 1-1665 (554 amino acids)
Molecular function (GO): protein binding; zinc ion binding
Source: RefSeq, a predicted model, not a curated record